AUGGCGUCCAUCAAUCAAUCUGGGCAGCUAUACUCGCCCACACAUGGCUACGAAUCAUCAUACAAGUUUGAUGAACCACUCGACCCGCAGAUACCUCGAGGCUACCCGGAGCAAUUCGGCCAGAUCCCUCAGACUGUGCCGCAACAUCCAGGUCCUCCCAUUCGACGCGAAUCACAACUUAGUCAAAGUGGACAGUCGCGGCCUGGAGAUGGUCCUAAGCAAAGACUGAGGAAGGCGUGCGAUAGUUGUAGUGUGCGAAAAGUCAAGUGCGAUGAGAGCGGACCGCCGUGCAAAUCAUGCGCUGCCCUCGAGAUUCCAUGUACCUUUGCACGACCAAGUCGUCGACGAGGACCUCCGAAUCGUCAUGCUGAGGCGAUCAAAAGACAGAAGCUGGAAAGCGACGGUCUGGCACAAAACACUGGGUCGCCAACUCACGAUGCGGCAUACAGUCUCGCGGCUCUGUCGCUGCCCGCCAGCCUUUCGGUCGAGUCCAUAUGCGACCUGACAUCCAUCGAAAUCCUCAUCGACGACUACUUCCUGUACAUACAUCCUCUCAUCACGCUGCCACACGAGCCGACGUUCAGAGCAGCGUUCGAAAAUCGACAGGACAAGACUGACAGAAGUUUUCUUGCGCUGAUUGCAGCAAUGCUGGAGACUCUGGUAGCCUCUUUCCCAAGACGCGCACGGAAGUUAUUUGCUUCCGAUCAAGGCAGAGCUCAAUUUCCCAACGCUGGUGCACUGAUCGACCGAUGCCACCAUGUGUACACUGAAGCACGCGGUGCAGGCUACCUCGACCGGCCACUCCAGUUGUAUGACGCUAUUGGCAGCUAUCUCGCUGGACUAGCUUCAGCUUAUGUCUACGAUAUUGGCAGGAUGCGGCUCUACUUUGGCGAGUGUGUCAUGAUGCUACGAACGCUCGGCAUUCACCGUCCAGACAUCCAUGCUCCGGUCGGAUCAGCGACUGGUGCAGACGCGGCUGUCGAGCGAAAAAGACCAGCAGACUACGUAUACCAGGAAUCUGGUCGUCGGUUGUUCUGGCUUAUGUUUGUGUCGGCGAUGUCUGGAAGACAGCUUGAUGAUCCUGAAUCAGAUCUACUCAUGCCACCGGUAGCAUAUGUGGAGCUCAUGCCGCCUCUGCCGGCAGAAGUCGAUGACCAGUACAUCACCGAAACGGCGAUCUAUCAGCAACCAGCGGACCAAGUCUCUGUCAUGGUCGGGUUCAAUCUGAAUGCUAAGAUCUUCAGAGCAUUCCAUACCUUGGCUGCACUGGAGACGGCUUUCGGAGCAGACACCGUCUACGACUGGGAACGACAGAAAGGGGUUAUCAAGAAAGCGCUUCUUAACGUGAAGGCAGCGACGGAAAAUGUCCCUCAGGAAUUGCGGCUACAACCCGCCGACAACGACUUCGGAGAAUGGCCUCCAACCUCGUAUGACGCUUCCGCAUACUCAAUCCAGGAUCAGUCCGGUGGUCAAGGCCUCCCAGCAUACCCAAGCAGCCGGCGAGGCUCUCUCGUUCUGCCAUUUCCCAAGCGUGCUGUCCAGUAUGAGAUACAGAAGGCCAACAUCUAUGCUACACAGCUGGCGACCAGGUCAUACCUCGUAGAACGAUACUGGAACUUGGUAGAAGCCCAUGAACGCAAUCAGUCCACGCCUCAUUCGGGCGAGCGAAUCCCGUCGAUCUCAUCAAACUCGUCGCCUUCGGGAGGAGACACCAAGUUCAUCUCGAAUCUUGGUAGAACCCCAAGCGACACGACUAUGGAUGCUAGCGAACAGUCGAUGGCUGUAGAGCGUGAAGAUAUCAUUAGAGAUCUAGCUCGUCUGUUGAAGAGCAUCAAUCAGGUUAACAUGGAGCCAAAUGGUCUAAGUCUGUGUAACAAGAUUCGGCAGAUCGCGUCAACCCUACUGGAGAACAAGCGAGCCACAAUGAGCGUCAUGCCAACCCUAGACUCCGAAAGCGUCAACAGGUAUCUCUUCGCCUUCUUGGAGAUCCUGGCACGACUCAACCGACUCGGCCCUAGUAGACUUCGUCCGGAAGAGCCUUCAGGGCAGUAUGGCGUUGGCAAGAGUGCUGAAGAAAUUGAAGAGGAGGAGCUGGUUCAUUGGGCUAGUCUCAAGGAACAUCAGGAGCGGUUCGUCAAUUCAGAGGAGAUCUUGAUUGGUGCUUAG
This is a messenger RNA of Cyphellophora attinorum, 2166 nucleotides long. RefSeq lists its product as uncharacterized. The transcript is spliced from 3 exons. The record is from RefSeq and is a predicted model, not a curated record. NCBI's taxonomy places the organism in Eukaryota, Fungi, Ascomycota, Eurotiomycetes, Chaetothyriales, Cyphellophoraceae. The coding region runs from base 1 to 2166 and encodes 721 amino acids. Gene Ontology annotation, biological process: regulation of DNA-templated transcription. Gene Ontology annotation, molecular function: zinc ion binding; DNA-binding transcription factor activity, RNA polymerase II-specific.